UUUCGACUACAUCGAAUUCAAAGAUACACUUUUCACACUUAUAAAGACAGAUUAUUCAAUGAUCAUCUACGGAAUUCUGAUUGUAGGAACGAUAGUUUUUACUAUAACUAGAAACAUGAUGUAUUUUAAAAUUUCUAUGAUUGCUUCUGAGAAACUGCACUCCAAGAUUCUGCAUGUUCUUUUGAAAGCACCAAUGAGAUUUUUUGAUACUAAUUCCAAUGGUAGCAUAUUGAACAGAUUUUCCAAAGAUAUGGGUGCUGUUGACGAAAUAUUUCCUGGCGCACUCUGUCAUUCAUUCCAGAUUGGACUCAUUUUGAUUGGAAUGCUCAUCAACGUUAUUGUUUCCAACACAGUAAUGGUUGUAGUAAUAAUAAUUUUUGGAUUCAUUUUCUGGAAAAUGGCCCAAUGGUAUAUUUCAACUGCAGCAGCCGUCAAAAAUCUUGAAACUACUG
Leptinotarsa decemlineata (Colorado potato beetle) is the source of this 452-nucleotide messenger RNA. RefSeq names its product ATP-binding cassette sub-family C member 4. Gene Ontology annotation, cellular component: membrane. Gene Ontology annotation, biological process: transmembrane transport. Lineage: Eukaryota; Metazoa; Arthropoda; Insecta; Coleoptera; Chrysomelidae. Gene Ontology annotation, molecular function: ATP hydrolysis activity; ATP binding; ABC-type transporter activity. The record is from RefSeq and is a predicted model, not a curated record.